AUGGUGAUUAAAGCCGGUCAAGUCUUCGACGGAAAGAACCAGCGAUUUGUCAGCGGUUGGGGCGGUGGCGACCAGGAAGAAGGACAAGACCCCAUCUUUGAACUGGAAGCCGGAGCUUCCAUCAAGAACGUUGUGAUCGGCGCCCCCGCAGCCGAUGGUAUCCACUGUAUGGGAGCUUGUGACAUCACGAAUGUCUUCUGGGAGGAUGUUGGAGAAGAUGCCGCUACCUUCAAAGGCAAGGCCUCAGACAAGUACAACAUCAUUGGCGGAGGCGCAAAGAAGGCUGACGACAAGGUCUUCCAACACAACGGAGGCGGCACUGUUACCAUCAAGAACUUUGAUGUAGGUUGAAGAGGGGCUCAAGAGUUUCAAAAUACUCUUUGAUUUAGAAUCUGUUUGUGACUCUAAUUUCUUGCAUUUAGGCCCAAGACAUCGGAAAACUCUACCGCUCUUGCGGAAACUGCGUUAACAACGGAUUCGAUCGUCACGUCGUGAUGGAUGGCGUCACCGUUUCCGGCAAAAUGUUGGUCCUCGCCGGUGUCAACGGAAAUUACGGCGACACCGCCACCUUGACCAAUGUGAAAAUCCCAGCCGGAGGUACGGCUUGCGAAAACUUCAAGGGAGUCAACGACAACAAGGUUGAGCCAAAAGGCGUGGCCUCUUACAAGCAGGGACAAGAUGGCGAUGGCAAGGUUUGCAUCUACAAGAAGGCUGAUGUUACUGCUAGUUAA
Bursaphelenchus xylophilus (pine wood nematode) is the source of this 731-nucleotide messenger RNA. The record is from the annotation of a GenBank genome assembly. Lineage: Eukaryota; Metazoa; Nematoda; Chromadorea; Rhabditida; Aphelenchoididae.